AUGCCUGCGGUGAUGCCCCCAACCCCCCCCGCUCCUUGCGCCUGCUCUCCGCGUCCUCCCCGCCCGCGCCCCCCGCGCCCACGCCCUCCGCCUGCGCCAGGGGCUCCUACUCCUCCGGGUGCUCCUGCGGGAACGGGCGCGCCCCUUCCACCUGGCGGCGCGCCCCUUCCCCCGCGACCUCCUGCUCCCGCGGGAGCAGGCGCGCCUCUGCCCCCCGCGGGCGGCUGCGACGGUGCUGCUGACGCCGGUGGUGCUGCGCUGCACGCAGGGAAGCGAGAUGGAAGGGGGAAAGAGACCGGCGGGACCCACAAUGACCGCUUUGCCUACCUCACGACCCUCGCCCAUGCUUUCUCCGCCCACCGCCCUCGCCCCGCCCGUCGCCCUCGCCGCCUCGCCGCCCGUCGACCUCGGUUCCCUCGCCCAUCGCUCUCGCUUCCCCCGCCCGUCGCUCUCGCUUUCCCCGCCUACACCCUCGCCUCGCCUGUCGGCCUCGCCGCUUCCCCGCCCGUCGCCCUCGCUUCCGCCCGUCGCCCUCCCUUCCGCCCGUCACCCUCCCUUCCGCCCGUCGCCCUCCCUUCCGCCCGCCGCCCUUCCUUCCCCUCGUCGCGCUCCCUUCCGCCCGUCGCCCUCCCUUCGUCUCGUAGCCCUCCCUUCCUCCCGUUGCCUUCCCUUCCGCCCGCCGCCCUUCCUUUCCCUCGUCGCGUUCCUUUCCGCCCGUUGCCCCCCUUCGUCUCGUCGCCCUCCUUCCCGCUCGUCCCCUCGCAAUCUCCGUCUCUCUCUUCUCCCGUCGCCCUCGCUUUCCCCGUCGCCCUCCCAUCCACUCCUCGUUGUCCUCGCCAUCCCUCCCUUUUCCCUUCUCAUCUCGCACACUUGUCACGGCCCCUUUCCAACCCGCACAUGCACCCCUUCCGUGCUUCCCCCAUCCCCUUCCGUGCUUCCCCCAUCCCCUUCCGUGCUUCCCCCAUCCCCUUCCCGUGCUUCCCCCAUCCCCUUCCGUGCUUCCCCCAUCCCCUUCCGUGGCUUCCCGCAUCCCCUUCCGUGCUUCCCCCAUCCCCUUCCGUGCUUCCCCCAUCCCCUUCCGUGCUUCCCCCCAUCCCCUUCCGUGCUUCCCCCAUCCCCUUCCGUGCUUCCCCCCAUCCCCUUCCGUGCUUCCCCCAUCCCCUUCCUGCUUCCCCCAUCCCCUUCCGUGCUUCCCCCAUCCCCUUCCGGUGCUUCCCCCAUCCCCUUCCCGUGCUUCCCCCAUCCCCUUCCGUGCUUCCCCAUCCCCUUCCGUGCUUCCCCAUCCCCUUCCGUGCUUCCCCCUCCCAUUCCGUGCUUCCCCCAUCCCCUUCCGUGCUUCCCCCAUCCCCUUCCGUGCUUCCCCCAUCCCCUUCCGUGCUUCCCCAUCCCCUUCCGUGCAUCCCCUUCCGUGCUUCCCCAUCCCCUUCCCGUGCUUCCCCCAUCCCCUUCCGUGCUUCCCCCAUCCCCUUCCGUGCUUCCCCCAUCCCCUUCCGUGCUUCCCCCAUCCCCUUCCGUGCUUCCCCCAUCCCCUUCCGUGCUUCCCCCAUCCCCUUCCGUGCUUCCCCCAUCCCCUUCCGUGCUUCCCUCCCGUUGCUUCCCAUCCCUUCCGUGCUUCCCCCAUCCCCUUCCGUGCUUCCCCCAUCCCCUUCCGUGCUUCCCCCAUCCCCUUCCGUGCUUCCCCCAUCCCCUUCCGUGCUUCCCCCAUCCCCUUCCGUGCUUCCCCCAUCCCCUUCCGUGCUUCCCCCAUCCCCUUCCGUGCUUCCCCCAUCCCCUUCCGUGCUUCCCCCAUCCCCUUCCGUGCUUCCCCAUCCCUUCCGUGCUUCCCCCAUCCCCUUCCCGUGCUUCCCCCAUCCCUUCCGUGCUUCCCCAUCCCCCCCUUCCGUGCUUCCCCCCAUCCCUUCCGUGCUUCCCCCAUCCCUUCCGUGCUUCCCCCAUCCCCUUUCCGUGCUUCCCCCAUCCCCUUCCGUGCUUCCUUCCACCAUCCCCUUCCGUGCUUCCCCCAUCCCCUUCGUGCUUCUCCCCCAUCCCCUUCCGUGCUUCCCCCAUCCCCUUCGUGCUUCCCCAUCCCCUUCCGUGCUUCCCCCCAUCCCCUUCCGUGCUUCCCCCAUCCCCUUCCGUGCUUCCCCCAUCCCCUUCCGUGUGCUUCCCCCAUCCCCUUCCGUGCUUCCCCCAUCCCCUUCGUGCUUCCCCAUCCCUUCCGUGCUUCCCCAUCCCCUUCCGUGCUUCCCCCAUCCCCUUCCGUGCUUCCUCCCCCCCCAUUGUCCCCCUUCCGUGCUUCCCCAUCCCCUUCCGUGCUUCCCCCAAUCCCCCUUCCGUGCUUCCCCCAUCCCCUUCCGUGCUUCCCCCAUCCCCUUCCGUGCUUCCCCCAUCCCCUUCCGUGCUUCCCCAUCCCUUCCGUGCUGUCCCCAUCCCUUCCGUGCUUCCCCCAUCCCCUUCCGUGCUUCCCCCAUCCCUUCCGUGCUUCCCCCAUCCCCUUCCGUGCUUCCCCCAUCCCCUUCCGUGCUUCCCCCAUCCCCUUCCGUGCUUCCCCCAUCCCCUUCCGUGCUUCCCCCAUCCCCUUCCGUGCUUCCCCCCUCCCCUUCCGUGCUUCCCCCCUCCCCUUCCGUGCUUCCCCAUCCCCUUCCGUGCUUCCCCCAUCCCCUUCCGUGCUUCCCCCAUCCCCUUCCGUGCUUCCCCAUCCCCUUCCGUGCUUCCCCCCCUUCCGUGCGCCCCCCAUCCCCUUCCGUGCUUCCCCCAUCCCCUUCCCGUGCUUCCCCAUCCCCUUCCGUGCUUCCCCCCAUCCCCUUCCGUGCUUCCCCCAUCCCCUUCCUGCCUUCCCCCAUCCCCUUCCGUGCUUCCCCCAUCCCCUUCCGUGCUCCCCCAUCCCUUCCGUGCUUCCCCCAUCCCCUUCCGUGCUUCCCCCAUCCCCUUCCGUGCUUCCCCCAUCCCCUCCGUGCUUCCCCCAUCCCUUCCGUGCUUCCCCCAUCCCUUCCGUGCUCCCCCAUCCCCUUCCGUGCUUCCCCCAUCCCCUUCCGUGCUCCCCCAUCCCCUUUACCGUGCUUCCCCAUCCCCUUCCGUGCUUCCCCCAUCCCCUUCCGUGCUUCCCCCAUCCCCUUCCGUGCUUCCCCCAUCCCCUUCCGUGCUUCCCCCAUCCCCUUCCGUGCUUCCCCCAUCCCCUUCCGUGCUUCCCCCAUCCCUUCCGUGCUUCCCCCAUCCCCUUCCGUGCUUCCCCCAUCCCCUUCCGUGCUUCCCCCAUCCCCUUCCGUGCUUCCCCCAUCCCCUUCCGUGCUUCCCCCAUCCCCUUCCGUGCUUCCCCAUCCCCUUCCGUGCUUCCCCCAUCCCCUUCCGUGCUUCCCCCAUCCCCUUCCGUGCUUCCCCCAUCCCCUUCCGUGCUUCCCCAUCCCCUUCCGUGCUUCCCCCAUCCCCUUCCGUGCUUCCCCAUCCCCUUCCGUGCUUCCCCCAUCCCCUUCCGUGCUUCCCCCAUCCCCUUCCGUGCUUCCCCAUCCCCUUCCGUGCUUCCCCCAUCCCCUUCCGUGCUUCCCCCAUCCCCUUCCGUGCUUCCCCCAUCCCCUUCCGUGCUUCCCCCAUCCCCUUCCGUGCUUCCCCCAUCCCUUCCGUGCUUCCCCCAUCCCCUUCCGUGCUUCCCCAUCCCCUUCCGUGCUCCCCCAUCCCCUUCCGUGCUUCCCCCAUCCCCUUCCGUGCUUCCCCCAUCCCCUUCCCGUGCUUCCCCCAUCCCCUUCCGUGCUUCCCCCAUCCCCUUCCGUGCUUCCCCCAUCCCCUUCCGUGCUUCCCCAUCCCUUCCGUGCUUCCCCAUCCCAUCGCCCAUCCCUUCCGUGCUUCCCCCAUCCCCUUCCGUGCUUCCCCCUCCCCUUCCGUGCUUCCCCCAUCCCCUUCCGUGCUUCCCCCUCCCCUUCCGUGCUUCCCCCAUCCCUUCCGUGCUUCCCCCAUCCCCUUCCGUGCUUCCCCCAUCCCCUUCCGUGCUUCCCCCAUCCCCUUCCGUGCUUCCCCCAUCCCCUUCCGUGCUUCCCCCAUCCCCUUCCGUGCUUCCCCCAUCCCCUUCCGUGCUUCCCCAUCCCCUUCCGUGCUUCCCCCAUCCCCUUCCGUGCUUCCCCCAUCCCUUCCGUGCUUCCCCCAUCCCCUUCCGUGCUUCCCCCAUCCCCUUCCGUGCUUCCCCCAUCCCCUUCCGUGCUUCCCCCAUCCCCUUCCGUGCUUCCCCCAUCCCCUUCCGUGCUUCCCCCAUCCCCUUCCGUGCUUCCCCCAUCCCCUUCCGUGCUUCCCCAUCCCCUUCCGUGCUUCCCCCAUCCCCUUCCGUGCUUCCCCCAUCCCUUCCGUGCUUCCCCCAUCCCCUUCCGUGCUUCCCCCAUCCCUUCCGUGCUUCCCCCAUCCCCUUCCGUGCUUCCCCAUCCCCUUCCGUGCUUCCCCCAUCCCCUUCCGUGCUUCCCCCAUCCCCUUCCGUGCUUCCCCCAUCCCCUUCCGUGCUUCCCCAUCCCUUCCGUGCUUCCCCCAUCCCCUUCCGUGCUUCCCCCAUCCCCUUCCGUGCUUCCCCCAUCCCCUUCCGUGCUUCCCCCAUCCCCUUCCGUGCUUCCCCCAUCCCCUUCCGUGCUUCCCCCAUCCCCUUCCGUGCUUCCCCCAUCCCCUUCCGUGCUUCCCCCAUCCCCUUCCGUGCUUCCCCCAUCCACCUUCCGUGCUUCCCCCAUCCCCUUCCGUGCUUCCCCCAUCCCCUUCCGUGCUUCCCCCAUCCCCUUCCGUGCUUCCCCCAUCCGCCACUCCCUUCCGUGCUUCCCCCAUCCCCUUCCGUGCUUCCCCCAUCCCCUUCCGUGCUUCCCCCAUCCCUUCCGUGCUUCCCCCAUCCCCUUCCGUGCUUCCCCAUCCCCUUCCGUGCUUCCCCCAUCCCCUUCCGUGCUUCCCCCAUCCCCUUCCGUGCUUCCCCCAUCCCCUUCCGUGCUUCCCCCAUCCCCUUCCGUGGCUUCCCCCAUCCCCCUUCCGUGCUUCCCCCAUCCCCUUCCGUGCUUCCCCCAUCCCCUUCCGUGCUUCCCCCAUCCCCUUCCGUGCUUCCCCAUCCCCUUCCGUUGCUUCCCCCAUCCCUUCCGUGCUUCCCCCAUCCCCUUACCGUGCUUCCCCAUCCCCUUCCGUGCUUCCCCCAUCCCCUUCCCGUGCUUCCCCCAUCCCCUUCCGUGCUUCCCCCAUCCCUUCCGUGCUUCCCCCAUCCCCUUCCGUGCUUCCCCCAUCCCCUUCCGUGCUUCCCCAUCCCCUUCCGUGCUUCCUCCCAUCCCCCUUCCGUGCUUCCCCAUCCCCUUCCGUGCUUCCCCCAUCCCCUUCCGUGCUUCCCCAUCCCCUUCCGUGCUUCCCCCAUCCCCUUCCGUGCUUCCCCCAUCCCCUUUCCGUGCUUCCCCCAUCCCCUUCCGUGCUUCCCCAUCCCCUCCGUGCUUCCCCCAUCCCCUUCCGUGCUUCCCCCAUCCCCUUCCGUGCUUCCCCCAUCCCCUUCCGUGCUUCCCCCAUCCCCUUCCGUGCUUCCCCCAUCCCCUUCCGUGCUUCCCCCAUCCCCUUCCUGCUUCCCCAUCCCCUUCCGUGCUUCCCCAUCCCCUUCCGUGCUUCCCCCAUCCCCCUUCCGUGCUUCCCCCAUCCCCUUCCGUGCUUCCCCCAUCCCCUUCCGUGCUUCCCCCAUCCCCUUCCGUGCUUCCCCCAUCCCCUUCCGUGCUUCCCCCAUCCCCUUCCGUGCUUCCCCCAUCCCCUUCCGUGCUUCCCCCAUCCCCUUCCGUGCUUCCCCCAUCCCCUUCCGUGCUUCCCCCAUCCCCUUCCGUGCUUCCCCAUCCCCUUCCGUGCUUCCCCCCCAUCCCCUUUUCCGUGCUUCCCCAUAUCCAUUUAUUGGUUUUAUUUUAUUUUCCUCUUUGUUCCCCCCAGGGAGAACCCCUUUCCGUGCUUCCCCCAUCCCCUUCCGUGCUUCCCCCAUCCCCUUCCGUGCUUCCCCAUCCCCUUCCGUGCUUCCCCCAUCCCCUUCCGUGCUUCCCCCAUCCCCUUCCGUGCUUCCCCCAUCCCCUUCCGUGCUUCCCCCAUCCCUUCCGUGCUUCCCCCAUCCCCUUCCGUGCUUCCCCCCCUCCCCUUCCGUGCUUCCCCCAUCCCCUUCCGUGCUUCCCCUCCCCUUCCGUGCUUCCCCAUCCCCUUCCGUGCUUCCCCCAUCCCCUCCGUGCUUCCCCCAUCCCCUUCCGUGCUUCCCCCAUCCCCUUCCCGUGCUUCCCCCAUCCCCUUCCGUGCUUCCCCAUCCCCUUCCGUGCUUCCCCCAUCCCCUUCCGUGCUUCCCCCAUCCCCUUCCGUGCUUCCCCCAUCCCCUUCCGUGCUUCCCCCAUCCCCUUCGCGUGCUUCCCCAUCCCCUUCCGUUCUUCCCCAUCCCCUUCCGUGCUUCCCCAUCCCCUUCCGUGCUUCCCCCAUCCCUUCCGUGCUUCCCCCAUCCCCUUCCGUGCUUCCCCCAUCCCUUCCGUGCUUCCCCAUCCCCUUCCGUGCUUCCCCCAUCCCCUUCCGUGCUUCCCCCAUCCCUUCCGUGCUUCCCCCAUCCCCUUCCGUGCUUCCCUCCCCAUCCCCGUUCCGUGCUUCCCCAUCCCCUUCCGUGCUUCCCCAUCCCCUUCCGUGCUUCCCCCAUCCCCUUCCGUGCUUCCCCCCAUCCCCUUCCGUGCUUCCCCAUCCCCUUCCGUGCUUCCCCCAUCCCCUUCCGUGGCUUCCCCCCAUCCCCUUCCGUGCUUCCCCCAUCCCCCUUCCCCGUGCUUCCACCCUCCCUUCCUUCCCCACCCCUUCCGUGAUUCCCCCAUCCCCUUCCGUGCUUCCCCUCCAUCCCUUCCGUGCUUCCCCCAUCCCCUUCCGUGCUUCCCCCAUCCCCUUCCGUGCUUCCCCCAUCCCCUUCCGUGCUUCCCCCAUCCCUUCCGUGCUUCCCCCAUCCCCUUCCGUGCUUCCCCAUCCCUUCCGUGCUUCCCCCAUCCCUUCCGUGCUUCCCCCAUCCCCUUCCGUGCUUCCCCCAUCCCCUUCCGUGCUUCCCCCAUCCCCUUCCGUGCUUCCCCCAUCCCUUCCGUGCUUCCCCAUCCCCUUCCGUGCUUCCCCCAUCCCCUUCCGUGCUUCCCCAUCCCCUUCCGUGCUUCCCCCAUCCCCUUCCGUGCUUCCCCCAUCCCUUCCUGCUUCCCCCAUCCCCUUCCGUGCUUCCCCAUCCCCUUCCGUGCUUCCCCCCAUCCCCUUCCGUGCUUCCCCCAUCCCCUUCCGUGCUUCCCCCAUCCCCUUCCGUGCUUCCCCCAUCCCCUUCCGUGCUUCCCCAUCCCCUUCCGUGCUUCCCCCAUCCCCUGCCGUGCUUCCCCCAUCCCUUCCGUGCUUCCCCCAUCCCCUUCCCGUGCUUCCCCCAUCCCCUUCCGUGCUUCCCCCAUCCCCCUUCCGUGCUUCCCCCAUCCCCUUCCGUGCUUCCCCCAUCCCCUUCCGUGCUUCCCAUCCCCUUCGCUUGCUUCCCCCUCCCCUUCCGUGCUUCCCCCAUCCCCUUCCGUGCUUCCCAUCCCUUACCGUGCUUCCCCAUACCCCUUCCGUGCUUCCCCCAUCCCCUUCCGUGCUUCCCCCAUCCCCCUUCCGUGCUUCCCCCAUCCCCUUCCGUGCGUCCCCAUCCCCUUCCGGUGCUUCCCCCAUCCCCUUCCGUGCUUCCCCCAUCCCUUCCGGGCUUCCCCCAUCCCCUUCCUGCUUCCCCCAUCCCCUUCCGUGCUUCCCCCAUCCCCUUCCGUGCUUCCCCCAUCCCUUUCCGUGCUUCCCCCAUCCCCUUCCGUGCUUCCCCCAUCCCCUGCGUUGCUUCCCGCCAUCCCCUUCCGUGCUUCCCCCAUCCCCUUCCGUGCUUCCCCCAUCCCUUACCGUGCGUCCCCAUCCCCUUCCGUGCUUCCCCUCCAUCCCCUUCCCGUGCUUCCCCCAUCCCCUUCCGUGCUUCCCCCAUCCCCUUCCGUGCUUCCCCAUCCCCUUCCGUGCUUCCCCCAUCCCCUUCCGUGCUUCCCCCAUCCCCUUCCGUGCUUCCCCAUCCCCUUCCGUGCUUCCCCCAUCCCCUUCCGUGCUUCCCCAUUCCCCUUCCGUGCUUCCCCCAUCCCCUUCCGUGCUUCCCCCAUCCCCUUCCGUGCUUCCCCAUCGCCCUUCCGUGCUUACCCCCAUCCCCUUCCGUGCUUCCCCCAUGCCCCUUCCGUGCUUCCCCCAUCCCUUCGUGCUUCCCCAUCCCCUUCCGUAGCUUCCCCAUCCCCUUCCGUGCUUCCCCCAUCCCUUCCGUGCUUCCCCCAUCCCCUUCCGUGCUUCCCCAUCCCCUUCCGUGCUUACCCAUCCCCCCUUCCGUGCUUCCCCCAUCCCUUCCGUGCUUCCCCCAUCCCCUUCCGUGCUUCCCCCAUCCCUUCCGUGCUUCCCCCAUCCCCUUCCGUGCUUCCCCCAUCCCCUUCCGUGCUUCCCCCAUCCCCUUCCGUGCUUCCCCCAUCCCCUUCCGUGCUUCCCCACUCCCCUUCCGUGCUUCCCCAUGCCCCUUCCGUGCUUCCCCCAUCCCCUUCCGUGCUUCCCCCUCCCCUUCCGUGCUUCCCCAUACCCCUUCCGUGCUUCCCCCAUCCCUUCCGUGCUUCCCAUCCCCCCUUCGCCCCUUCCGUGCUUCCCCCCAUCUCCCUUCCGUGCUUCCCCCAUCCCCUGCCGUGCUUCCCCACAUCCCCUUCCGGUGCUUCCCCCAUCCCCUUCAGUGCUUCCCCCAUCCCCUUCCGUGCUUCCCCCCAUCCCCGUCCGUGCUUCGCCCAUCCCCUUCCCGUGCUUCCCCCAUCCCCUUACCGUGCUUCCCCCAUCCCCUUUCCGUGCUUCCCAUCCCAUUCCCACCUUCCGUGCCUUCCCCCAUCCCCUUCCGUGCUUCCCCCAUCCCCUUCCGUGCUUCCCCAUCCCUAUCGUGCUUUCCCCCAUCCUUCCGUGCUUCCCCCAUCCCCUUCCCGUGCUUCCCGCAUCCCCCUUACCGUGCUUCCCCCAUCCCCUUCCGUGCUUCCCCCAUCCCCUUCCGUGCUUCCCCAUCCCUUCCGUGCUUCCCCCAUCCCCUUCCGUGCUUCCCCCAUCCCCUUCCGUGCUUCCCCCAUCCCCUUCCGUGCUUCCCCCAUCCCCUUCCGUGCUUCCCCCAUCCCCUUCCGUGCUUCCCCAUCCCCUUCCCUUGCUUCCCCCUCCCCUUCCGUGCUUCCCCCAUCCCCUUCCGUGCUUCCCCCAUCCCCUUCCGUGCUUCCCCCAUCCCCUUCCGUGCUUCCCCCAUCCCCUUCCGUGCUUCCCUCCCCCAUCCCCUUCCGUGCUUCCCCCAUCCCCUUCCGUGCUUCCCCCAUCCCCUUCCGUGCUUCCCAUCCUUCCCCCCAUCCCCUUCCGUGCUUCCCCCAUCCCCUUCCGUGCUUCCCCCAUCCCCUUCCGUGCUUCCCAACCCCCUUCCGUGCUUCCCCCAUCCCUUCCGUGCUUCCCCCAUCCCCUUCCGUGCUUCCCCAUCCCUUCCGUGCUUCCCCCAUCCCCUUCCGUGCUUUCCCCAUCCCCUUUCCGUGCUUCCCCCAUCCCCUUCCGUGCUUCCCCCAUCCCCUUCCGUGCUUCCCCCCCUCCCCUUCCGUGCUUCCCCCAUCCCCUUCCGUGCUUCCCCCAUCCCCUUCCGUGCUUCCCCCAUCCCCUUCCGUGCUUCCCCCAUCCCCUUCCGUGCUUCCCCCAUCCCCUUCCGUGCUUCCCCCAUCCCCUUCGUGCUCCCCCAUCCCCUUCCGUGCUUCCCCCAUCCCCUUCCGUGCUUCCCCCACCCCUUCCGUGCUUCCCCCAUCCCCUUCCGUGCUUCCCCCAUCCCCUUCCGUGCUUCCCCCAUCCCCUUCCGUGCUUCCCCCAUCCCCUUCCGUGCUUCCCCAUCCCCUUCCGUGCUUCCCCCAUCCCUUCCGUGCUUCCCCCAUCCCCUUCCGUGCUUCCCCCAUCCCCUUCCGUGCUUCCCCCAUCCCCUUCCGUGCUUCCCCCAUCCCUUCCGUGCUUCCCCCAUCCCCUUCCGUGCUUCCCCCAUCCCCUUCCGUGCUUCCCCAUCCCCUUCCGUGCUUCCCCCAUCCCUUCCGUGCUUCCCCCAUCCCUUCCGUGCUUCCCCCAUCCCCUUCCGUGCUUCCCCCAUCCCCUUCCGUGCUUCCCCCAUCCCUUCCGUGCUUCCCCCAUCCCCUUCCGUGCUUCCCCCAUCCCCUUCCGUGCUUCCCCCAUCCCCUUCCGUGCUUCCCCCAUCCCCUUCCGUGCUUCCCCCAUCACCUUCCGUGCUUCCCCCAUCCCCUUCCGUGCUUCCCCCAUCCCCUUCCGUGCUUCCCCCAUCCCCUUCCGUGCUUCCCCCAUCCCCUUCCGUGCUUCCCCCCCCCAUCCCCUUCCGUGCUUCCCCCAUCCCCUUCCGUGCUUCCCCCAUCCCCUUCCGUGCUUCCCCCAUCCCCUUCCGUGCUUCCCCAUCCCCUCCGUGCUUCCCCAUCCCUUCCGUGCUUCCCCCAUCCCUUUCCGUGCUUCCCCCCAUCCCCUUCCGUGCUUCCCCCAUCCCUUCCGUGCUUCCCCCAUCCCCUUCCGUGCUUCCCCCAUCCCCUUCCGUGCUUCCCCCAUCCCCUUCCGUGCUUCCCCCAUCCCCUUCCGUGCUUCCCCCAUCCCCUUCCGUGCUUCCCCCAUCCCCUUCCGUGCUUCCCCCAUCCCCUUCCGUGCUUCCCCCAUCCCCUUCCGUGCUUCCCCCAUCCCCUUCCGUGCUUCCCCCAUCCCUUCCGUGCUUCCCCCAUCCCCUUCCGUGCUUCCCCCCAUCCCUUCCGUGCUUCCCCAUCCCCUUCCGUGCUUCCCCCAUCCCCUUCCGUGCUUCCCCCAUCCCCUUCCGUGCUUCCCCCAUCCCCUUCCGUGCUUCCCCCAUCCCCUUCCGUGCUUCCCCAUCCCCUUCCGUGCUUCCCCCAUCCCCUUCC
Molecule: messenger RNA, 10904 nt
Organism: Closterium sp. Naga37s-1
Lineage: Eukaryota; Viridiplantae; Streptophyta; Zygnematophyceae; Desmidiales; Closteriaceae
Source: the annotation of a GenBank genome assembly